Messenger RNA from Camelus dromedarius (Arabian camel), 3126 nucleotides. It is a transcript of the gene CPPED1, whose product is annotated as calcineurin like phosphoesterase domain containing 1. Bases 118 to 1059 code for a protein of 313 amino acids. The record is from RefSeq and is a predicted model, not a curated record. The transcript has 4 exons. NCBI's taxonomy places the organism in Eukaryota, Metazoa, Chordata, Mammalia, Artiodactyla, Camelidae. Gene Ontology annotation, molecular function: hydrolase activity.
CCCGCCCGGAGCAGAGGGCGCACCUCUCAGCCCCGCAGGCCCCGCCCGGCGGUUGGGCUGUGAGGAGUCCCGCUGCUCCCUCCCUCGCAGUGUACUCAGGCGAGAAACUCGCUCGGCAUGUCGGCUGUGGAGGCGGGGGGUGUUUUCCACAGAGCCCGGGGAAGGACCCUGGACGCGUUUUCCUCAGACAAGGAAAGGGAAUGGAAAGGCCCCUUCUACUUCAUCCAAGGUGCAGACCCACAGUUUGGACUGAUGAAGGCCUGGUCCAUGGGGGACUGUGACAGCGGUGGUGAUGAGUGGGGGCAGGAGAUCCGUCUGACUGAGCUAGCUGUUCAGGCCAUCAACAAACUGGACCCCAAGCCCAAAUUCUUUGUUCUGUGCGGGGACCUCAUCCACGCCAUGCCAGGGACCCCCUGGCGGAAGGAGCAGACGGAGGACCUGCAGCGGGUGCUCAGGACCGUGGACAGCGAGAUCCCACUGGUCUUCGUCAGUGGCAACCACGACGUGGGCAAUGUCCCCACCCCCGAGACCAUCGCAGAGUGGCAGCAAACUUGGGGAGACGACUAUUUCAGCUUCUGGGUUGGGGGCGUCCUGUUCCUCGUCCUCAACUCCCAGUUCUUCUACGAUGCCUCCAUGUGCCCUGCCUUGAAGCAGGCUCAGGACCAGUGGCUGGACCAGCAGCUGAGCAUCGCGGGGCAGCAGAGGUGCCAGCACGCCGUCGUCUUCCAGCACAUCCCGCUGUUCCUCCAGAGCAUCGACGAGGAGGACGACUACUUCAACCUCACCAAGUCCGUUCGGAAGGAGAUGGCAGACAAGUUCUCCAAAGCAGGUGUCAAAGCUGUGUUCUCAGGUCAUUACCACAGGAAUGCCGGGGGCACCUACCAGGACCUGGACAUGGUGGUAUCAUCUGCCAUCGGAUGCCAGUUGGGCAAAGACACCCACGGGCUCCGAGUCGUGGUGGUCACUGCUGAGAAAAUCGUCCAUCGAUACUACAGUUUAGAUGAGCUGAGUGAGAAAGGAAUAGAAGACGAUCUGAUGGAUUUGAUGAAGAAAAAAUGAUUGCUGGUUAUGAUCUAUUCGCUUUUCACUUCUACUAUUUUUUCAUUUUGUCAGAAACAGCAGCUGCACACAACCCCUUAUUGGAAAAAAAAAAAAACUAUACCAGGCAGAUUUUUGAAUUUAUGUCCUUUUGCAUAAAUCAGAGAGCUGGGUCCUGUCCUAAAUGAUAUUCAAAAUAGAACUGCCUUCCCUUUAAAAAAGAGAGUGGAGGAGCCUGGAAAUAAAAGGAUAACUGACAUGAUUAGACUAUCUCUGUGUGGGUGAUUGAAUCCCUUCUCCUAAUGAUUCUCAACUCUGCUUUGAAUUAGGAGGUUUCCUGGUAGGUAGCACACGGCAAAUGUCUGCCGAUCGCCCUUUAUCGCAACUUGAUAUCCAAGUGUGAUCUUUGAUAGUUCCUUGAACAAACUGUGUCUGAUUGAAUUAAAUUGUGGUCAUGACCCCCCAAAAGCUAGGCAAAACGAGGGUAUUCUCCUUUCCUUCCUAACAAAACAAGUAACUGUGUCCUGUUACCAGAGCCACAGACUCAACUAGGAGCUGAGCAGCCAACAUGUGCUGAGAAAGUCUGAGGCUUCUGCUACCCCUGAGGAUGCAGUUGAUUCAAGUCCAAGCUUGAGCUUAACUUCUUGGCAGCUAGAAAAGCCACCUUUACACGUAAAUUGUCCGUAUUUGAAAAACCUCAUCCCAGAGACAAGAACCAAAGCCCUGAAGGGCCACCUCUGCCUUCACUGGGCAGCACACCUGAGCUCGUCCACAGUCACCUUCGAUGCUGCAGCAGCGCCCUCCACAGGCUGACGUCUUCGUGCAGUUGGAAUGCUCCCCCAUUUAUGAGACUCUUAGCUCUGCUGACUUUUGACAGAAGACAUGGGAAUUGAUGCCGGGUUCUCAGAAGAAACCCAGCAGAAAUUCCUGCAGGGCGAAAACAGUGCAUUCAGCCACGUUGUCUAAAUUGGCACCGACCCUGAAGAAACGCACGGGUCCGGUCUCCCUUGACCAAGGAGCGGGGAUGGGUUAAAGUCAGCAUUGUCUUUGUGUAAUCCACUUUACUGCUACUCCUCCGCAGCUUCUGACCGCUGCAUCCUUUCAUCCACAUAAUCUUUUCCAGCAGUCGUCCUGGUGGACAGGGCACCUGGGUAUUCUCCAUCCUGCCAGGAAAACUUCACAGCGUUUUGCAGAAGCAUUCAGUCAUCCUAAAACGACUUUAAAAACCAACUGCUUACAAAUGAACUGCAAAGUCCAUUAAAUUAAAAGACUUUCUUGUUAAAAAGUUUCAGUCAAUGUAGGCAAACCAUGAGAAAUUAAGUAGAAAGAUAAUUGGAUAUGUAAAUUCAUGAGGAACAAAAGACAAGAAGUUAAUUAUACUACAAAUCGGUGACACACCACAGCUCAUUGUUAUGUGGCGAGAAAAUUAAAACUUUUCAAAAUGAGAAUUCUCUUGGUUUAGAGUUUUGCUGCGUUCUUGUGUUGUGUUGCUUUUUCUUUACAACAGGUGUGGAUAUGAGAACUCAAGGAGAGGAUUCUUGAGGUAUACUACGAGGCAGACCUCAUAAGCCAUGCACUUGAGGCCUGGGAUGUGGUUACUUCAGAAUCAGACAGCAGGAUCCUGAACCAGGAUUGUAACUGCAGACUUGGGGCUCCUGGGGGCAAAUGGGAAGAGUUUAAUCACAGUGGACUGAUGGAGCCCUCUCUGUCACAUUACCUGUGCAAAAUGCUGUGGCACUUGGGUUUUGGGAAGGAUAUGGAGAUAAUUAAAAGUAAUGGAAAUGAAACUUCUAAGUUUUCUUCUCCAAAAACUUAAUAAGUAAGGUAAUUGAUUUAGAACACAGCAAGAACAUGCUAACAAUAGGGAAUCAUAUGAAAUUCUCACCAUUCUUAAAGUCACCAAACAGCAGUAUUCUCCAGCGGUGAAGGGUUCAGAAGGGAGUCAGGGAAUGGUUUUGGACAGUGUGUAUCAUUCUGAUAAUAGAUAAUUACCACUGUGUUCACUUAUGAGUCCUUUUUCUUUUUGAAAAAUGUAUUUUUAAAAGAGUGCCUUAUACUGUGAUAAACAAUAAAACACCAUGAUCAUAA